AUGUAUUUUCGAGGUUUAGAGAAUUUAGGAAAUACUUGCUAUAUGAAUAGUUUUAUUUAAGCAUUGCAUCUUUGCAGUGAUUUUAGACAACAAGUAUUAGAUUUUGAAAUUAACAGAAUCGUUGUGUAAUUAAAAGAUUACACUUAAACUAAAUAAGUUGGAAACAAGCCAAAUAUAGGUUUAUUGUUGUCAUUAUAAAAAUUAUUUGCUUUACUUUCCUUUUCUAGUAGAGACAGCAUCAAUCCAAUUCAAUUUAGGAUGACCUUACCAGAUUAAUUUAAGAAUAAUUAUAAUUAGCAUGAUGCUAAUGAAUUUGGAAAGAUCCUAUUAGAUGAGAUUGAGACAAGUUUAAAAAAGUUAAAAAUCUAUGAAGUAUAAUAUUUACACUAUUUAGAAUUUGAUAAAGGAUUCAUUUUAGGGUUAAAUAGAAUGGACAAUAGAGUGUUUAAAUUGCAAUAAGGUCGUAAAGACUCAGGAAGACAUCUUGGAUUUAAGUCUUUCAAUUCCAAAUGCAAAUUCAAUAAGACUAGAAGAAUUGAUUGAAGAGAAUUGUAAACCUGAAAUAAUGGAUGGAGAUAAUUAAUAUUAAUGUGAUAAUUGUAAUUCAAAAACUAAUGCUAAAAGACAUUUCUCUAUCAAAAAAACAGCUAAGAAUUUCAUAAUUACACUGAAUAGAUUUGAUUUUAAACAUUCGGGAAAUGCUAAAAUAUUGACUAAGGUUGAUAUUCCUAAUAAAAUACAAAUCAAUUAACAGAAUCUAUAUUUGUAGGCUGUCAUUGUUCAUUCAGGAGCUUAAAUUAACUAUGGACAUUAUUUCACCUUAUCUAGAUAUACUUUAUUAAACGAUGAAUAAAUAUGCAGAUAUCCAAGCAUUUAAACAGCCUUAUAGAAUUUAUAUAUUUAAUAGACUCCUUACAUUUUAUUUUAUAAAACAGAUUAUCCUUAUUAAGUAGCUAAGAUAAAAACUACAUUCUUAAAGAAUAUUAUUGAUUAGGACAAUUAAAACUAUCUGAUUUUUAAACAAUAGAAAUAAUAACAAUAAUAAUAAAUGUUUUAAAAUUAGCAAAAUUUUAAUUCAAGAAAUGAUGAGGAUGAUGAUGAUAAUGGCUAAUAAGGAUCCUAAGGAGUAUAAAAUCGUAUAAUCUUUUGA
This is a messenger RNA of Paramecium pentaurelia, 1150 nucleotides long. The record is from the annotation of a GenBank genome assembly. Lineage: Eukaryota; Ciliophora; Oligohymenophorea; Peniculida; Parameciidae.